AUGGCGCAUCGGGACCCCUCCCCAGUGCAUGUGCCUCUACGAACAUCCAGCCGAACUCCCUACAAAGCCAUGGAGAAGCACGAAGAGGUUGGCUAUGUCGAGCGGAAAGCCUCCAAGGCGCAGCGCAUCCUGGGUACCGACUUGCCUCUUCCCAAUCCCCAGACCAAAUGGGAGAAGCAAAAGUCUCGCCGACAGAGCUUGCGGACCCCCGACAGCAGCUCAGCACAGCAGAACCAACAGAACCAGCAUUCAGGCUUUGCAGCUUUCCCUUCCUCUCGAAACUCAAUAGCCCCGCCUCCGAAUCUCCGCGUUCGUGCCUCGUCGCCUCUGCUCGGCCAUAACUACCAAUCUCAAGAAGCGGCACCGCCAAUGCCCAAGCACUCCAAGAAGGUCCACCAAUCCGGGUCUUCGUCCACUCUUUUCUCCUAUUUCAGCUCCAAAGAAUCAAUCAGAUCUUCAAAAUCCAGUCCGACCACUCCCAAACAACAGCAGAGCCUCCAGCCUCAUAUCCGUCAUGAACUGGGCCUGGACCCCCAAGUGACGUACAAGCAAUCCCGCAGUGCAACGAAGGAGCAAGAAAAGGAAAAGGACUCCAAACGCAAGCUGCGCCCUCCCCGCAUUGACCUGUCGAUCCUCUUCCCGAAACCUCGAAACACUGCCCCUCCACUCCUGUCACCCCAACGUAUGACCAACUCGCCGUCUCCGGUCUCCACUGUCGUUUCAGACUACCCCUCCAACAGGAUGGACCGAGGUGGAAUUCCACCCUCUGCGAAGAAGUUUGGAGAGCCCCUACCGCAACGAACAUCGGUCAUUCCCAAUGAAGGUCCCAAGAAGAAUGGCGACCGCUCCGAUCUACUUUCAAUUCCCGAAUCCAAAGAUGGCGAGUGGUACGAUCAUCCGCUUGAGCGCACUGUAGGCACCAGUGAAAUUGAUCUUGCCUUGGACCGAUACGCUGGGCGGCGGUCCCUGUUCAGUCGCUCCAGUGUCUAUACGGCUAGUCGCGAGCAGUUGAAACCCGAGCCUAAUCGUCCCGCGGAAACCGGAAUCGCGGCUCGCAGAGGCCAAGCCCCGGCUGGUAUUCAACACAAGGACUCGUACUUGAUACCAACCACGCAGCCGACUGAGGCAACUCGCCAUCGCGCGUUGACAACCGAAUCAAGCAACUCGCGUGGCGGAAAGAGUGCGGUGAGCAAGAAGAGUAGCAAGAGCACACUGAGGAACAAGGAUCUGCAAAACUCUAGUGUCCUUUGUCUCUCUUCGUCGGAAGAUGAGGAAGAAGAGGAGACACCCACGACUCAGCAAGGCAAGGCCAACAAAGAUUCUCGCCGAAGCAGCGUGGCCACGUAUGUUGAAUACGAGCCGGAGAUCUAUACAGCACGCGCUGCUCAGGCUGCCACGGCCAAAAAGGUUCACCGCGCACCGUCGACUAGCAGCCGCGGAUCUCAUCCAAACACACGUAGCCAGUCAAAUCGCCGACAUACCUCCAUCGCCUCUACCGGCAAGUCGUCGACGACCACUCGACGCACCGCGAACUCUAAGCGGUCAAGCCACAUCCCCAUCAUCGCCGAACCGGAUAUUCUCAAUCAGUUCCCACAACAGCCACUGCAUACCCCUCAGGAAUUAAAGGAGAUGAACCGACGAAGCCGAGUCAUCGCGGUCACCCGCCAGGAGCAGGAUCUCCUUGAGGCGAUGCGCCAGCGAAAAGGCAAGAUCACGCCAAGCAUCUUCCAGUACAGCAACGGUACAUCAGAAACCGAUCGUAAUUCAAUGGCCUCGGGCCCGUCGCGGGACUCGUUCUGCGGCUCCGACACGUCCUUCUUGCGCCUCAGCGCUGCAUUCCCGCCGUUCCACGCGCGGACAGACCAAGGUGCAACUCACAUGGACAAAGACGGUUCUCCCUCGCAGAGUUCGGGUUCUGAUACUGAACAGAAAACUGGUAAUCCGAUUGCCUCGCCCCAGUUCAGUACGGGCUAUACCGAAAGUCUCCCAUCGCCCGCCACGAGCGCUGCUUCACCCCUUACGCCAACCCUCCCUAUCCACCGGUUCUCACCGCUGCCCUCGCCGAAGCCUCCUCCCCGUGGUCCUCCUCCCGCCAUCCCGGAGGACCAGAAGCGACACUCCCGCCGUCGUACCGAUAGUAGUGAGGCUAUUAUGCUCAACGACAACGGUGAGCCGCAGCGCAAGCACGACCUCCCGCUUUGGUCCUUCAACUUCGAUUGGGACCACGACCGGGCGAAUGUGGCCCCCGUGUUUUAG
Penicillium subrubescens is the source of this 2256-nucleotide messenger RNA. RefSeq lists its product as uncharacterized. The record is from RefSeq and is a predicted model, not a curated record. The transcript has a single exon. Lineage: Eukaryota; Fungi; Ascomycota; Eurotiomycetes; Eurotiales; Aspergillaceae. Bases 1 to 2256 code for a protein of 751 amino acids.